AUGGCAGCUCGAGCAUUUAAGCUGCCGCCUCUGCAAGAUAAUCCAGAUGGAUCCUGGGGACCAUCCAUGGCACACCUUCCCGCCAAGUUCAAAGACAUCCCGUAUGCACCUUAUUCAAAAUCGGAUAAGCUGGGCAGGUUUGCAGACUGGACUGAAGGCGAUGGACGCGCCCUCGGUGGUGGAGGACCAGCAGGUGCAACCGGACGCGGUGGCAGGAUUGGAGGCGGACGAAAAGACGGCCAAGCAGCCUAUGGAUCUGGAGCAACAAAUGCAUUCUCGUAUUUCCACGUUGAAGACGAGGCUUCAUUCUCCCUUGUGGACAACAAGACGGGUGGUCCCAGACGAGGCGCAGGUGGAUUCGGAUUCCAGCGAGGGAGGGGUGCUGGGAGAGGAGCUGGUGCAGGUCGUGGAGGUACAAGCGGUCGCACUGGCCCUGGUGGGUACGGACGCAACCAGCCUGGUCAAUAUGGUGGAAGAGGUGGCGCAGCUCGAGCCGGGAACCGAAGGGGAUGGAAAGACUGGGAAAAGACUUCGCGCGUACGAGAGGGCUCGGUCAUGAUCGACCCCAGUUGGAGAAUGCUCGAGGAAAUCGAUUUCCUCCGCUUGAGCAAGCUCAGACUAGAAGUAGAACCUGCAGAGACCAUCGAUUCGUAUGGACGAAUCUAUGCCUAUGACAAGGCGUACGACCGCAUCACGACAAAGAAUGAACGACCAUUACUUGUCCCUGAAAAGACACGGUUUAACCCCAGCACGUCCGACGAUCCGGUCAUGCAAAAGCUUAUCCAAGACGACGUCGCGUCCAUUUAUGCGACUGACUCCAUCCUUUCCAUGCUUAUGUGCGCGCCACGAUCUGUAUUUGGUUGGGAUAUCAUCGUAAUUCGGGACGGGGACCACCUCAUCUUUGAUAAACGCGACGGUGGACCGAGCGACACGCUGACCGUCAACGAAAACGCCGCAGACCCACCUGCAGACACAGAAAAGGAGACAAUCAACAGCGCGACGAGUCUCGCGCUCGAGGCGACGGUGAUUCACACCAACUUUGCCAUCCAAGUCGUCAAAGACGACGUGUACGCCGACUUGGCCAACCCAAAUCCAUUUGCGACCGAGGAGAGUGAACAACUCGCGAGCGCCGGGUACUAUUACAAAGUCUUUGACCUGAGCGUGCAUGAAGACGAAGAGGUCAAGCUUGCGCUAAGGACUGAAGUCGACGCAUUUUUGCCGCCCACAAACGCGCCUAGUUCUGGUGUGAUCAACUUGGGGACGACGACGGGUGGCAAGGGCGAGGGACUCGUCACAGUCAAGGCGCUCAACGAGUUUGAUUCCAAGGCUCCUGGAGCAGGGAAUGCACCGGAUUGGCGUACAAAGUUGGACAGCCAGCGAGGUGCGGUCGUGGCGACGGAGAUGAAGAACAAUAGCUUUAAAAUGGCGCGCUGGGCCGUGCAGAGUAUUCUUGCUGGAGCAGAUGUCAUGAAGCUUGGCUACGUCUCGCGCGCGAGCGUCCGUGAUAAUACCCGACAUGUGAUCCUAAGCACCGCAACGAUGCGUCCAAGCGAGUUUGCAGCCCAGCUCAACAUGUCUGUCAUGAAUGGCUGGGGUAUCGUGCGUACCAUUAUCGACCUGUGCUUCAAGCAUCCAGAUGGCAAGUACGUUCUCAUCAAAGAUCCAAACAAGCCCGUCAUCCGACUGUACGCUGUCCCGCCUGAUGCAUUUGCAAAAGAAGAAGACGGAGAGGAUGAUAUGUACGAGGAAGACCAAGAGUGA
Molecule: messenger RNA, 1761 nt
Organism: Serendipita indica DSM 11827
Lineage: Eukaryota; Fungi; Basidiomycota; Agaricomycetes; Sebacinales; Serendipitaceae
Source: the annotation of a GenBank genome assembly